This is a messenger RNA of Halteromyces radiatus, 1594 nucleotides long. RefSeq names its product fumarylacetoacetase. NCBI's taxonomy places the organism in Eukaryota, Fungi, Mucoromycota, Mucoromycetes, Mucorales, Cunninghamellaceae. The record is from RefSeq and is a predicted model, not a curated record. Gene Ontology annotation, molecular function: fumarylacetoacetase activity. The annotation marks the transcript as partial. Gene Ontology annotation, biological process: homogentisate catabolic process; L-tyrosine catabolic process; L-phenylalanine catabolic process. The transcript has 4 exons.
UUUUUUUUCUCACGAUAUUUAUUAAAAAAAAAAAAGUGGCAUUUUUUCUUCUUCUUCUUUCUCCUUUCCUCUUCUCCACAUUUCUUUAUAUUCAAUUAACCAUGGUUCUUACUAGCUUCAUCAACGUAUCCAAGGAUUCUCACUUUCCUAUUCAAAACUUACCUUAUGGUAUCUUCUCCACAAACGAAAAGGUAAACCUUCCUUUUUUGAAACAUAGAAAAAGGAAUUGAAAACUUGUUUACAUAAUAUAUAGAUUCAACCUCGCGUAGGUGUUGCUAUUGGUGAUCAAAUUCUUGACUUGUCUGAACUUGCAAAAGCUGGUCUUUUUGAAAGUGUACAAGGAUUAGAUGCUACUAAAGUGUUUGCUCAGGUAAUUAGGAUGUUUAGAAAUGGAGAGAAAAGAAUAUUUAUUAUUUUUUUUAUUAUUAUUAUGCUAGUCCACUUUAAAUGAAUUCAUGGAAUUAGGUCGUCCUGUAUGGAAGAACACUCGUUUACAAAUUCAAAAGUUAUUGAGUGCUGAUGAAUCUCAACUUCGUGAUAAUCAAGAACUCCGUGCUAAGGCGUUUGUUCCUCAAUCUGGUGCCAAACUUCACCUUCCAGCUCAAAUUGGUGAUUAUACUGAUUUUUACUGCUCUCGUGAACAUGCUACUAAUGUUGGUAUUAUGUUCCGUGGUAAGGACAAUGCUUUACAACCCAAUUGGCUUCAUAUUCCUGUUGGUUAUCAUGGUCGUGCUUCCUCUGUAGUUGUGUCCGGUACUGAUAUUGUACGUCCUUCUGGUCAACGUAUUACACCUGCAGAUAAAUCCCAACCUAUUUUCGCUCCCAGUGCAAAACUUGAUAUUGAACUUGAAGUGGGAUGGUUUGUAGGUACUGGUAAUAAACUUGGUAGUCGAAUUGAAGUGGCCGAUGCAAAAGAUCAUAUCUUUGGUAUGGUGAUUAUGAAUGAUUGGAGUGCUCGUGAUAUUCAAGCUUGGGAAUACGUUCCUUUGGGUCCUUUCUUGGGAAAGAAUUUUGGUACUACUAUUUCUCCUUGGAUUGUCACUAUGGAUGCUCUUGAACCUUUCUUGGUAGAUGGUCCUUCUCAAACCUCUCCUGAACCUUUACCUUACUUGAAAGAAUCCCAACCUUCUGCUUAUGAUGUUAAACUUGAAGUUCAAUUGAAACCAUCUGAAUCUUCCAAGUUCCAAACUGUGGCAAAAUCAAAUCUCAAACAUAUGUACUGGUCAGUGACUCAACAGUUAGCUCAUCACACUGUCAAUGGUUGUAAUAUGCGUGCUGGUGAUAUGUGUGGUACUGGUACUAUCUCUGGACCUGCUGAAUCUGAAUAUGGUUCUUUCUUGGAAUUAACUUGGAAUGGAACAAAGAAACUUACUCUUGAAGAUGGUGUUGAACGUGUAUUCUUACAAGAUGGUGAUGAAAUCAACUUGACUGGUUAUUGUGAAUCUACUGAAGGUUACCGUAUUGGUUUUGGUGAUUGUCAUGGCAAGAUUUUACCCUGUCCUUAUAAAUAGAUAUCUUCUAAACAAAACUUUAUUCAUUUUAAAAAACUCUUUUUCUACAUUAUAUAAUAAAUCAAUCCAUCUUAUACUUUUCA